Messenger RNA from Prunus avium (sweet cherry), 1180 nucleotides. RefSeq names its product tropinone reductase homolog At1g07440-like. Lineage: Eukaryota; Viridiplantae; Streptophyta; Magnoliopsida; Rosales; Rosaceae. The record is from RefSeq and is a predicted model, not a curated record. Gene Ontology annotation, molecular function: oxidoreductase activity.
UCCUGGCCACCAAAUACUGAUAAUACAACUAUAAAAACCCAUUAAUAGAUGAGAGAGAGAGAGAGACAGAGAGAGAUCAGAUAUGAGUAGCAGAGAGAGGAGAUGGUCUCUUCAGGGAUUGACUGCUCUUGUUACUGGUGGAACGAAAGGGAUUGGGCAUGCUAUAGUGGAAGAAUUGGCAGGGUUUGGUGCAACUAUUCAUACUUGUGCUCGGAAUGAAGUUGACCUCAAUGACUGCUUGAGUCAAUGGGAGAAGAAAGGUUUCAAGGUCACUGGUUCAGUGUGUGAUGUGGUGUCAAAAUCCCAAAGAGAGGAGCUUAUAAACAAGCUUUCAUCCCUGUUUGAUGGGAAACUUAACAUCCUUAUAAACAAUGUGGGAACAAACAUAACAAAACCAACGACGGAGUUCACAGCUGAAGAUUACACAUUUCUUAUGAGUACCAAUCUUGAAUCUGCUUAUCACAUGUGCCAACUUGCACAUCCUCUGCUCAAAGCUUCAGGAGCCGGCAACAUUGUUUUUCUGUCUUCUGUUGCUGGUGUGGUUUCACUGGAAGUUGGAACUAUAUAUUCUGCCGCUAAAGGAGCAAUAAAUCAAUUAGCCAAAAACUUGGCAUGUGAGUGGGCAAAAGAUAACAUAAGAACUAACAGUGUUGCGCCUUGGUUCAUCACAACUCCCCUCGCUGACCAUUUUCUUGGCAACGAAAAAUCUUUGAAGAUCAUCAAGUCUCGAACCCCGUUAGGACGCCCAGGAGAGCCAGAAGAGGUGUCUUCCUUGGUAGCAUUUCUGUGCCUACCGGCGGCCUCUUACAUAACUGGCCAAACUAUUUCCAUCGAUGGUGGGGUGACUGUCAAUGGCCUCCUCUUCCAAGGAACAUGACUUGGAAAAGGUUCUGUGCAUGCAUAUAUAUAUAUAUAUAUAUACAUCUACUAGUAGGAAUAGGAUAGAUAUCUGAGGUCAUAUAAAAACCAACUGAUUCAUCUAAUAAAGUGAGUGUGCAUGCUGUAAUUUUAUGUAAAAAUAAGGUGGCAUCAAUGUUUUAAUAAACGACUAAAUGGUAAGAUUAAUGAUCAUUUGCUGUAAUGGUAUGGUACCUAAUUUUUAAUUUUCGUACGUUUUUGUACAAUUAUUGUACCAUCAUCAACAUUGGCCAGGCCAGCAUAACUCGUUCAUCUAAUAAAA